AUGUUUUUGAGUCUUGGAACUCUCGACGUCUUUACCCUUCCCGAGGGUACAUCACCAAAUACUUUGAACAACGCCAGGGAUAACCAAGAGAAUCCCGCAGAAGGUUUGAAAAAUGAACACAUCAUCAAGGUUUGUGUGACAUUGUGUAACAAGUAUCUAUUGAUAUUGACCAAGCGCACACUUUAUGUCUAUAGCAAUGGACACAAUAUCAUGUUUUUGGGCAAUUUUACUCUUGAUGAAGCACAGUUAAAGAGUUACGGAGGAUUUAGAGAUAUCACCAUUCUUAACGGGAUAUACCAAAUAUGUUUGCUUGUAGAAAAUUUGAAGAGAGUACUAAUAUGUAGAUAUGACACAAAUACCUCUCUUGGAUAUGACUUUACUCUCUCUCAUAUGAAUACGCCCAAGCACAACUAUCCAAACGUGUCUUCUGAAAGUGUCUUGUGCAAUAGUUAUGCUAGCCCUGGAUCUCCAAAAGUAACAUUACAACAAGCACCUGGACCUUCCGAUGAAGCCCAUACUGUAAACAGUGAAUUUGAUCAUGUGUAUUGCUUAUUCAGCAACUAUUUGCCAAGUUUUUUGAAUAUAACACUUUCAUUCGAACUGGUACUACCGUCCUUUGUCUCUGUUGUAUCAUGUAUAGACUAUCAAUUGUUUUUUUGGACACUUGAUCAAUCUGGAGUCUACGCUACCAUAUGUCCCGAUGGAUUUCUCAACUAUAUACUAACAUACCCAUUGUUGCAAUUUAAGAGGAUUUCACUUUAUCUGCAUAGCACUAAUAUAUUACAGAAUUUAAAUGUUUGUGGAUCGGUGGAUGCUUCACACGGCCUUUGCUAUCUGAAUCUUACAUCCCAACUCUAUAUAAUGAACUGCAAUGAAGUUGAUACAUCUGAGUUAUGUGUGGAUUUAUAUGCGAGUGAAGAUAAAAAUUGCAAUAGGCCUGUAUCUUUGAUGGAUUGGGUACUCAGUUGUGCAUCUAAAGUGAAUAGUGAACCUAAUCACGAUGAAGACACGCAUUCCUGCAGUGACGGAAGUAACGACUUUGAAAACACGCUAUUAGAUGCAGAUUCUAUCCUGUCUUGUUUGGAGGAGAGGAAUACGGACUCGUUUUACGACGAUUAUGAUAAUUGUAUUCAAAAUAUAUUGCCAUACACAAACGCAAAACAGGUGGAAUUUAUGGAAAGUUGCGACCUUUGCUACAUUGUUACAACAUCUAAUGCACUACUUUCCUUUUUUGUAUGUAACAAAAACCCAGUUAGUAGACGCAUUGGUAGAGUAUUGUAUAAAGAUGGCGUAGAAUCUAUAAGUGUUAACAUACACCGCAAUAUGAUUGCUAUAAAACUGAUAAAUGGAAAUGUUAUGAUUUACUAUUCCUCUGAAUACAAAUUUACUGCCAUAGGGGAUAUUAAUAUCAGCGGUAUAAAUGACUAUUGUUGGAUUGACGACCAUUUGGUAAUAUUGUACGAGAAUUCUGAACUUUCAUACCACCAUUUUACCGGACGAAUGAUAUACAACAAAAAACUUCAUAAGCCCAUAAAAAGUGGCCAUUUGUACGCGGUAUCAGCUAACUUUCGUUUAAUGAUUACAGAGGGGCUAAUGUUCUCAACAUAUACACUUCACAAUUCCGGAAUCUGCCACUGCAAAUUCGCAAACCCUAAUGAUUCUAAAAUUUGUCUUAUCGGAACAGACCAUAUUUUCCUUGUUAGUUCCAAUGUUUUGGAUGGUUGUUACGGCUAUUUUGAAAGGAAAGAAAUAGAUGAUUCUCUUCACUCAAAGUCUGGUUGUGUUGAUUCAAAUACAAUAGGAACUGUAGGGAAUAACUUAACAUCUAUACCCUUUUCAUGCAGAGAUGAAUUAUUUAGUAACAGGACACCAUUCUUAUAUGCGUCAUGUAGUCCAAAAGGAGAAUAUAUACUGGCUGCUACGAACGAGGGUUUUGCUCUUUAUGAUAAUAAUUGGACUUAUUUUGGUGAAUGUUUGGGCGUGUUUAUAAACUUAGGCUGGUUUGCUAAUAAUAUAUUCUUUGUUACGGUUAUGUUGCACUCUGAUAAUUAUAUGCAAGAGAGCAAUGAAUCACGCGGUAAUGUUGGUUAUUUUUGUCAUUUUUUUGAUGUUAAUGAUCUUAGCAAACAAUUAGAGAUCAUACCGUUUAAAUACAAACCUUUGUGUUGUACAAUAGAGAAUUCAUCUAUACUCACAGUUUAUGAUGUUAGUGAUACAAUUACUGGUUAUAAUAUUUAUCUAGAGAAGCCUAGAAUGAGCUUUGAUAUCGCAUUCCAGGAAUCUUUAGAACCAAUGGAAUAUGAUGUUGCUGAGAUAUACCCAUUUGGUGAUAAAAAAUAUCUUUUUUUGGAUUCCAUAGGAAAUCUUUACAUUGUAGAUAAUGGAUCUAUAGAAUAUAUUACAAAUAGAUGUAUUAACGUCACUCCAUUUUCUAGUAUAAGUGGAACUGGAUUUGACUAUCUUUGCCACAUAUCUCCCGAUCAGACCUAUUACUUGUCAGGAAAUCAUAGUUGCAGAUUUCCCGCAAAAUUAGAUAAUGUAGUUGCCGUUUCUGGUGGUAUUGUUGUAUCCUUGAUGAAUUCCAUCGACGGUAAAAACACCUUUAGAGGGGUUAAAUUCAUAGAAAAUAUAGUUUCAGAGCAUAUUACACAUUUGGGAUUAAGCCGUAUACACCAAAUCGAACCAUUUAAUAUUUAUUUAUUGGAUCAAUUUGUGUCAUCUAGGAUAUACAACUCUGAUGGUUUUUCUGAUGCACAAUUUCUAAGCACUCUCUUGAGCACUCCAAAUGAUAUAAAGUCACAACUAUUUGCUAUACUAGUGAGGAAAGAACACACAAAGGAUGCUGUGAUCAAGCUAGAGUCGCUUUUUGGAAAAUCGUCAAAUGAUUUUUUUGAGAAAUUAAUGAUAGCGAAACAAUUUCGCGUUGCAAGUUUAAUGCUACUACCGUUGCAGUUACUUACGGAUCCAAUGAUUGUUAGAAGAACUUACGGCCUAAGUAUCAUAAAAGGUUUAAUAAGAAAAGUUGCAGAAUCAGAAAUUAAAAGUAAAAGUGAUAUUUCCCUUUUGAACUCUUUGCUUAGAUUUCAAAAUAUGCUUUCGGAUGAUUCUACACAUUCAGACCCAGAACUUGAGGACUCCAAAAUCUACAACCCACGAUUACUAGAUAAUGCAAAUAUUAAGUUUAAAAGACCAGUUGACUUAGAAGAGUUUGAAAUACCGCAGUUAUUUUUAAAUUAUAUUCGAGAGAAUAACCUAGUACCCAUAUACAAGUUAUCUAGUGUGUUAAACCUGGAUCUUGUAGCCUUUAUCGAACAAAUAAAGGAUAAUAUUCUUGAAAUCACAGGUUGGGGAAUAUGUACACCAGAUGGAACAUGUCAAGAUUCCAAGGAUUUAAGGCUUACUGAGCUUGUUGUCGCAUAUUCAACCAAAUUGGAUACCUUGGAUCCAGUUAAUAUUGGAGGACCAAAUCCAAGGGGGAAAAAGAAAAGUUCUAAAAAGAACCGUCUCCCUAAAAUCUAUCCAGGAGGGGGAAUACAUGAGUUAUUUUUUAGAGUAUUCUCCAAGUUGGAAAUAUACAUACCAGCCCUAGCCAUAGCACUCGCAUCUCACAACUUUUUGGCAAUUACACAUAUCUUGGUAAAGGAUACAGGUAUCGUAAAUAUAGUCAAUCACAUUCUAAGCGGCGAGUCUUGUGAAAAUUGUAGGCGUGAUCAUACACUAAUAAAGCACACAAUAGAAGAAACUAAAAGAAAGUUUAAGCUCUAA
Theileria equi strain WA is the source of this 3765-nucleotide messenger RNA. RefSeq lists its product as hypothetical. The transcript has a single exon. The coding region runs from base 1 to 3765 and encodes 1254 amino acids. Lineage: Eukaryota; Apicomplexa; Aconoidasida; Piroplasmida; Theileriidae. The record is from RefSeq and is a predicted model, not a curated record.